CGUCGUCGUUGUUGCUCCACAAUCUGGAGAAAGAAAAGGAGCUGCUACGUAUCUUCCUGAGAGUCUCUCAAAUGGAAAAUAUUCUUCUUCGUCGAAUGAACCUGUCUUCUUUCCUCAUGGUUCCAGUUCAAAGAGUUACCAAAUAUCCGUUGCUCCUAACCCGCCUUUAUAAAGUGACGCCAUUUCAUCAUCGAGACAAGGAGACAAUAAAAGAAGCCAAACAGAAAGUGGAACUACACUUGGAACAUAUCAACCAGCAAACCAAAGGAGUGAGCGAAACCAGGAUAUGGAGAAGGAUAUCUAACAUAUCUGCUUCAAAUCGCCGACUUUCAAACGGAGACGACAUCGGUAGCAUCAAACUUAGAAAGAUGGCGUUAGAAGUACUCAACUGGAAUCGAGAUGAGGUCCGUUUCGUAAUGGCCGGUAGACUACAGUUCUAUCCAAUGACAGACAUGCCGUGGGGCAAGAAGGGGAAGCCGCAGAAGUUCAACACGGUUCACGCAUUACUUGUUACGUUAGGAAAACCAAAUUCUAAUUAUAAACCCGAUCUGGCCAAUGAAAACUCCAUCCUGUUUCCUAGAAACACGGGAAUAAGAAAUGCCACGUUACUUCUGAUGAAAGAAAAAAACGGACGGUAUAUACUAGUGAAGGAUCCGAUGCACCUUGGCAACUGUGUCAUUAGCUCCGAUCCUGAAAAUUAUGAGACUUUUGAAGUCCAGGAAUACACAACAAAAGAAACUUAUUUUUUUAAGGCUGAUACAACGAAGGAGUCUAGUGAGUGGUUGAAACAGCUGCGAUACCACGCGAAAGAUCUCGGGACAUGGCGAAAACGAAGGAACGCCCUCGCAAAUAUCAUGAUCAAUGGGAUGGUGCGGUAGUGAUGUCAUUUCAACACUUUAUCGUAUAUAUAAACCAAGAACUUUAAAUUAAAGGUUUGAAUAUUGUUAUCGUGAGAAAAGAUAACUGUUGAGAUGAUGGGCAGAUUGAGAGUGGUAAAAACUGAAUUUUCUUAAAUAAAAUUAUCUAUCUUGUCAAUGUACUUUCUUGGCCGCUGGUAGGCCUAAUAAACGAGAACACAGGUAA
Molecule: messenger RNA, 1083 nt
Organism: Limulus polyphemus (Atlantic horseshoe crab)
Lineage: Eukaryota; Metazoa; Arthropoda; Merostomata; Xiphosura; Limulidae
Exons: 6
Coding region: 72-878 (268 amino acids)
Biological process (GO): positive regulation of Rho protein signal transduction
Molecular function (GO): guanyl-nucleotide exchange factor activity
Source: RefSeq, a predicted model, not a curated record